CUGGGGCCGCGUUCUGACCAGGGAGGCCUCCCCCAGCCCUUAGGGCAAGAAGGCCCUGGGGACGCAUGCAAAGCAGCCCCUGCUGGAGCCCAGCAGCCCUGCGGGGAGCCCGUGAUGGAUGCGGCGCCCGCCAAGACCCCGUUGGAUUCCCCCGCUCCUACCCAACACCCUCCACGUCUGGCCUCCAUCCUACCUGCAGAACCUCAAGAAGACCAGUCUAACUUAAAAAGAACCCCACGGGACACAGUCACGAAGAGCUCACCUCCAGAUGUCCAGAAGCUGCUGGAGAUCCUCAUCACCAAAAGCGCAGAACUGAAGAUUUGGAAGGAGAAAGAAAAAGAUGGGUCAGUUGUGAAAGAGUUGUGCUCAGACAGCCCUCUGAACUUUUGGGGGACUCUGUGGAAGUCGCUAGGUGCUGAGCAGGACACCACUACCCCACAGUCCUUCUGGAAUGGAAAAGACACACUUGAGAAGCUACCCGGUCCUCAGCUGCUGUCAUUCCCUGAGGUCUUGGAGGACAGCUUGCAGCAGAAAUGCAGCCAGCUCUUCUGGGGCCUCCCCUCUCUGCACAGUGAGUCCCUGGUGGCCACUGCCUUGGUCUCUAGUUCUCAGCUACAGGUUCCCUCUGUUUUGUUCAACAGUAUCGCUAAUUGCUUGCCAAUUCUAAUUCGGCAUCAAGUAUCUUCACGGUUUCCUUCUGCCCCACCCUGCCGUGGGAUCCAACCCCAACCCUCCCCGCCCACCGUGUCCCAGCCCGAGGCCCACCUUGUACUGUCUGUCCCGACCAGGCCAGCUUCUCUGCCACCCCAGACGAGGACCUGUGGGGGGUCUGGCCCUCCGUCCCAGAAGAAGACACCACCUUCCGUCCCAACUGGAAUUCGACAUCUGGAACAGCCCUUGCUACAGAAGCAACCAGAAAGGGAAAGGACUUUACCCUCCGUGCUGAGAUUUCCCAAAUUCUUUAGCCACGUCCCUGCCAGGCUUCCCCCCGACAACCAGGCCUCUGAGUCCGUUUCCUUCGUUCACGAGGACUUUGUCAUCUUUAAUAUCCAGAAGCAAAACCUUCAAAGGAGGCUCAGCAAGGAUAAACACCAAGGCAGUCUGUCCCACCGGAUCCAAGCGUCUCUGGACCUGAACUCGCCUCAGGGUGAAUGCCCAAGGAUUAGUCAGGCCCAGGACAAGCAGGGGCUCUCAAGGUCCUUUGUAUCUAAAUCCAAAAGCAGCCAGACUGCACAGAGGGCCAGGGCCAGAUACCCUAGAAGCUCCCAGAGGAAGGGCAAAGCAAGAUUCCAAUUAAAGAACAACUUUGGUACGGGUCCAUGGCAAUACCUGAAGAGGAUCCCGGCACAUCUCUCCAGGGCCUCAGCCAGCUUCCCAGAGAAGGUUCCAGGAACUAACUCUGAGAAGGAUCUAGAAAGAUACUUGAUGAGGACCUUGAAGAGUGGCUCAGGAAAAUACUUGGCCAGGCGUCCAAAUAAGAAACAUCUAGAAGAAACCUUGAAAGUUCACUUGCGCACGAAAUGGGGACAGAUCAGUGAGGGUUUGAUCCCCGUGAGUGUACGUCAAUCCUGGCUUGUGGCCAACCAUGUUUUGCCCAAGUACCACACUCACACGGAAAUCAGAAAAUUAGCACCCUUGAAGGGUCGGAAACCGUGUGUAAACACCUCCCAUGAGCUGGCCUUCCUUAAUUCACUCACCCGACAGAUGCUGGAAACACACAUCAUAAGGUUUCGGGUGAAGCAGAGGUGGGCCCUCACCCUCCAAGCCUUUGAGACCUUAAAUCUCAAGCCGCAUGAAGCUCAACCCUUGCCCCUUCCCCAGUCCCCCUCUCCCUGCUCGGCCACCUGUGGAUCUGGGGCCCACUCGAAGGCCAAGUUCUACACAUUCCUGGGGAAACCCCCUGAGCCCUACCCAGGAGAAAAGGGGAUAACAGGAGAAUCUGUUCCCACCUCCAGGAGUUCCCUGCCUGCCCCCGCACCCCCAUCUGAGGGAGUUCAGAAGGCCCCGGAAGGGACCUCCCCAGAUGACAGCCAUGAGCCCUCAGAGGCCCCUUCAUCUGGACAGGAGGGUAGAUCACCUUCUCUGACCUUCACACUCAGCCUCAUAAACGGAACCCCGCAGAGUGAGACUGUUAUGGGGGCCAGGAAAGGCAAUCUGGAGCCAAGUCUAAGGUCAGGAAUAGCCAGGAAUGAGCUAACGGGGAAGAAUGGGGCUCAGGCUUCACAAGACAAGGUAGCAAGGCUGGAGGUGAAGUUCAGGUCCCAAGCUUCAAGAGCUGAAGGGGCUGGGGAGGCAACAGAGGCUGAGAAGGCCCCUGCUUGGAAAGUGAUCUUAAGACCCAGUAUGCUGCCUGACAGCCAAGCCAUUUAUGUGGAUCUGAGGAGAUCAGGGUCUCCAGGGACGAGGAAAAGCCCCUCCCCACCUACAGAGUUGGGUGUCCAAGAGCCAAAGGAGCCAAGCCUCAAAACAAAGAUCACUAGGAAGCUUGAGCUCCAAGAGAAGGCAGAGUCAGAGGAACCGUCUCAAGGCUGUGCCUCCGGCAUACCGCUUCAAGACUCUCCCUGUGACCUCAUCCAGCAAGACUUUGCCACCAGCAUUCUUGUCCAAGACCAUGAUACCAGUGUGCCCCUGCAAGACUCUCACACUGAUGUUCUCCUUGCUGAAGACAUCUUGAAGUCACCCUUCGGUGCCCAGAGCCAAUGUGCCAGUAGGGACACACCACCUUCCCCGGUGCCAGGAGGUGAGCCGAUAGCCAACAGACCAAGCAGUCGGGGGCAGCAGGAGCCCAACACACCCCCAGCUGACGAGCUGGGGAAGAGCCAGGGUAAGCCGACUGCCUCCACCCAUGAGAGAGAAGACCCGAAGAGUCCCAAACUAGAGGAGAAUGAAAAAGGGUUUGCAGAACGGAGGGCUUCCCAAGCCAGUAGGCUGAGCCACCCUCCCCAGCUUAGAAGAACAGGAGACAGCCUUGGGAACAAAUACCUCCACCUCAUGCCAGAAGAGGGACAUAUUUUUCCAGAAAGCCACUUUAGAAAAAGGAUGAGGCACUUUCUGCAUUGUCUUACUGACAAUAAAAAAGGCAAAGGACUGGAAGAUCCCCUUCAGACAGGCAAGCCUGCAUCAGCCGCUGUCCAGGGCCGGGGAGCGGUCAGAGGCAGCUUGGUUAUGGAUGGCAGAGCUGCUGAAGCUCAGACAGUCAUGACAGCCGUGGGGCACAUCCUGGUGGAGAAACUGGGACCUCCCCAAGAACUUCGUGCCUCAGAGACAAAUCAGCCCAAAGAAUUCCAGGGCCCAGGGGGUGGGCGUUGCUGCUGUCACGGGGUUCUGGCCUACCCGGACCUGAGAGGGGUGAUGAGAGAGACAGCCUCCAAUCACCAGGCCACCCCCAAGGCCCACGGCUGUCCUAACGAGAGCCAGCAAACCAGAGACGGGGGCGGCAGGUGGGUCUUCCCACCCAGGGAGCCGGGGUCCCCAGGCAGACCCCGCCUCUGUAAGCCGAUGGCGGCAGGAGCCUCAGGUCAUGUCCGCCACCACCCAGCAUGCAGUCUUCAGAAAUGUGUGUCAUGCCAUCAAGCUGUGGGUGCUUCUCAUGUCUUUCCUGGUAGAAGAGCUUUCCUUCAAGAAAAAAUGGAGCAUACGCAGAGAAAGCCUGUUUCUUCUGCUUAGCACACCCUCUAUGUGCUAAUGGCUUCUUGGUACCACAAUUUUUAUUUUUCCAAAAUAUAUGGUUUUUUAAACUUUUUUCUCAUGAGAUAAGCUGACCUCUGUUUGUGCCCAUAGUGGGGGUGGAGGAUUAGGGCAUGCUCUCCCCUGGGUGCCUGCUUUGGCUCCCAGAAGGGAUGGGGCCCUGAAAGGAGGGCGACCACGUGGUGUGCUCCAGACCACCCCCCUCACACACCUGCAGUUUCCAUAAGAGGAACACACCCUGGAAGCUCCAACCCCGGGAUCUGGCUCCACCCAUCCCGGCCUGCUCUCUCUACCUUGAACUUGGGCGGCUGUAGGGGAGGGUCUGCAGGGGCAGAAACCCGUGGGCUCUAGGGCGCCUGGAAGAGAGCUUCACCGUCAGAGCAGGGAGCAGUCUGAAGGCCAGGCUGGCCCUGAAGGCAGCGGUGGGAGAAAUCCUGCCCCCCCCCACCCCAUCGCCUGCCCCAGGACCCCUGACGGAGCUGGGAUGCAGAUCAUCCGGGAGCCCCCCUUAGCUCAGCAUCACACCUCUGCUCUCUCACACUCGACCAGCGUGGGACCAGGACACGCUGCCAACUCUCCCGAUUUUCAUUAGCUUGAGCUCUGACCCACGGUUUGAAGAAUCACGCACUGGAAGCGAGCAAAACUCUGCCAGCACCUAAUGAGGGAAGAUGUAUAUGUUUUGCCUGAUCCAUGACUGCAGAGCUGGACGUCUAAUGUUUCCCUUGCCGGCCAGGAAUGGUGUGAAGACUGGGUGGUCGAGAGUGCUCUGCAGAGACACUGCAAGAAGGGCUUUCCCUCCUACCUGUGUGCUCCUUCACCAGCCCAACUCCCAAAGUGCCUGUCGCAGUGCCCCCACCUCCAUACGUCUGCCCACAGGCUGCAGCUCCGAGCCCCGGAAUGAUUGCUGCUUCCUCAGGGGUUAUGGGUCGCCCAGUGGUGAUCAGCAAACUUCUCUGGAGCCCCGCCUUAUCCAACAAAGCCCAGAUUCCCCUUCCAAGUCUGUCCUCCCUUGGGUCCUCUCGCUGAAGCCCUAAGCUGGUCUCCUGAAUGGGAUCCGACUUGAUAGCAAGAGCAGUUCCAGAAGACGGGCUCAUAGGACAGAAUCUGGAAGUUCGUUUUCUCAUGCCUUUGGGCUCAGCGUGGGCUGGUCUCCUGCUUCAUGGAAUGGCUGAUGUCUUACAACAACAAACAUUUGGGACAUCAAAGAAACAGCUCAAAACAUUAACAGUUGUGUUUUUAAUAACUUGAAGCAUUUCAGAAUCUUGCCCCAGAAAGACCAUGAGAUACAGCUUAUGAAGGAAGACAUCAGGAUCAUCCUAACCCCGAAAUUCCAUCUAAGCGUUGGCUCCUAUCCUCCUGACAGACAGCUGUAUGAGAAGGAAAAAGGGAGCGGCCAUGUGCUGAGCACGUCCGAAGCCCCAGUGUCUCCUCCAGAGUCACCUCAGCCUCUACCCCGUGUGGCAGCUGCUCGGGGCAUUUGAUAGAGGUUCCCACAGAUCAAGAAAAUGGCCCGGGGCGUCUGUCAUGUGGAUGCUGGGAGAGUAAUGAGCUCUGUGUCAAUGCACGUGUCCUCCUCCACUCAGGCUUAGCCCUCAAAUGAAAUAUGAACUGUGGAAGUGCUAUCGGGGAAGGGAGAGGGCAGGCCGGGCCCAGGAAUGCAACACUCUUGGCGUUACAAAAAGUGGUGAAUUGUAAGACAAGCAAUAUCCUGAAGUGGAUGUCACUUCCGGGAGACUCAGAAGGAAGUGAGUGAGCGCCCAGACUGACCUGUGCGAGGGUCUUUCCAGGAAACCUCCUCCCGUGAGGCUCACAACUCACUUCUGACGGGCACCGAGAUUCUCCUAUGCCUGGCUGACACAUGCUUGCCUGUCCCCACCACUUCCAUUAUUUGGCGGAUCCUCUGAAACAGGAAGGCUCCAGGCACUUGCGGUCACUUUACCAUUCCACACACAGAGGUCUGAGCUAGGAAUUCAUCCAAGAGAUUAGAGAAAUACGCAAAAGGCAUCAGUCAGUCCCCAAGCAUGUAUUGAUUAUCUGCCACGGCCCAGGCGGUUAUCUGGGUCCUGGCGUCAGAUAAUGAGUCACCUGCCAGCCCAGACCGUGGACUCUGGCGCCAGCACAACAGAGAUGUACCGGUCAAUCAGUAAUCACUGAGCGCGGGUGGGAAGUGCUGUGCAGAAAACCGGAGAUCCAAUGACCAACAAAUGACGCUCCCUUAAGACUCUCAGUCUGCGAAGAGAGGAGGCCAGGCUGGAAUGAGAGGUACCAUUCAACACCCAAGGCAUUGCAAGAAGGUAACUGGCUGAAAGCCAGGAAGACAGUCCUCACCAGGAAACGAAUCUGCCAGCACCUUGAUCUUAAACUUCCCAGGCUCCAGAAGUUUUAGAAAUAAAUGCUUGUUCUUAAAGCCA
Messenger RNA from Suricata suricatta (meerkat), 6098 nucleotides. Its product is annotated as spermatogenesis-associated protein 31E1-like. The coding region runs from base 115 to 3666 and encodes 1183 amino acids. The transcript is spliced from 11 exons. Lineage: Eukaryota; Metazoa; Chordata; Mammalia; Carnivora; Herpestidae. The record is from RefSeq and is a predicted model, not a curated record.